Molecule: messenger RNA, 1935 nt
Organism: Leptopilina heterotoma
Lineage: Eukaryota; Metazoa; Arthropoda; Insecta; Hymenoptera; Figitidae
Exons: 1
Coding region: 1-1935 (644 amino acids)
Source: RefSeq, a predicted model, not a curated record
AUGGUAUGCCCAGAGCCUCUGAAACUUGGGACAUCACUUUUGUGGAAAAGAAAGGGACAAAAAAUUCCUCAAUUAAUAGAGGUGGAUGAAAAGGCCUACAUUGUUCCUUUUUUAAAAAAUUUGAAAAACUUACUUUUAAAUGAAGAAGUUCGAAAUAAUAUUAAUAAUUUUGAGCAAUUAGAAGAUGGAGUUCUUAGAACCGUACUGGACGGAAGUUACUACAAAGAAAAUGAGUUUUUUUCUAAAACAGAGAAAGCAUUGGCCAUUAUUUUAUAUUAUGACGAACUUGGCGUAGCCAAUCCACUAGGCAGUCAUUCUAAAACUGAAAAACUUGGCAUGUUUUACUUGAGUUUAGGCAAUUUAGAUCCUAGAAUUCGUUCAUCACAAAAUGCAGUCCAGUUACUAGCAAUAGUAAAGUCAAAACUAUUGAAAAAGCACGGCCUUCAGAAAUUAUUACAACCGUUUAUUAAUGAAAUAAAAAUUCUAAAAACGGAAGGAAUUACUAUCACUGUGGAUAACCAGCAAAAAACUUUCAAAGGGUCACUUUUGUUUUGUGCUGGAGAUACGCCUGCUUCGGCACUUUUAGGAGGUUUUAAGGAGUCUGUCUCAGCAAAUCGACCUUGUCGAAGUUGUUUAGGAACAAGCGAAGAAAUACAAAUACAUUUUCGUGAAAAUUUUUUUAUGCUACGAAAUAUAAUAUCUCAUGAGCAACACUUGGAAAUAAUAACAGAGCCAAAUAUUCCAAGAAAUUUACACAAUUUUUGGACGAUUCGAUAUGGGAUUAAUUCACGAUCUCCACUAACAGAAAUUCUGGAUGUGACUCAAUGUUUACCACAAGAUGGGAUGCACAUGUUCUCAGAAGGAAUUACCGAAAUAUGUACCAGAGCUUUACUUCAUUACAGCAUUGUUCAAAAAAAUCUCUUUGAAGUGUGGGAGUUGAAUGAUCGAAUAAGUAAUUUUGAUUUUGGCCAUUUUAAAACAAAUAAACCAGGCUUAAUUGAAAAUGGACAACUUGCUCGGGACUCUACUUUAAAACAGAGCGCAUCGCAAAUGAUAGGUUUAGCCCAUUCUCUACCAUUUUUAAUUCGCGAUUUGAUUCAGGAAAACAACGAAAUUUUUGAGCGAUUGCAGUGCCAUACACGUUUGUUGCAAAUUAUGAAUGUUUGCUCUGCUUACGAAAUUAAUGUUGAGACAACUUACUUAUUGGAUCGAAUGAUUGCAUUGUUUACAAUGAAAUUCAAUAAUUUAUAUCCUGGCUGGAUCGUUCCAAAAUUUCAUUUUGUCGGACAUAUUACACGCUACAUAAGGAUGUUCGGUCCUGCGCGACAACAAUGGUGUUUCCGAUUUGAGCGAGUACAUCAAUAUUUUAAAGAUUUAGUACCGGUUGUUCGUAAUUUCAAAAACCUGCCUCUAACUAUGUCUUAUCGACAUCAAGCUAGACUUGCUUCUCAACUAGCUACAUAUUCUGGAAAUGCAUCAAGAAAGUUUUUAGAUCAAGGCGAUGAAAUAACAUACUCUAAAAAUGUUUUAUUGAGAAAUUUGCCACAUCAGGACUUGCUAAUUAAUUUCCUUGGAAAUAGAAAUCAAGAAACAUGUACAGUUCUUCGAUGUAAAAAUGUGACAACAUACGGGACAAAAUACGAAUCAGGAUCGAUAAUUUUACUGGAAUGUAAUGAAGACUCACUGCCUUUGUUCGGGGAAGUUAAAGAAAUUUUCGUAAUCGAUGAUAUUGUUCUUUUUGUCUAUAUUAAAUUAGAGACAUCUCAUUACGAAGAAACCCUAAAUGCCUAUCAAAUUGUAAAACCCGUUUUUAUCACUCAUCAAAUCAUCUCAUUAAAAGACCAAAUUUUUCCUCAUACUAUUCCUCAAUUCAAAGAUGAUAAUAACAAAUUUGUCUUAUUACUCAACCACGAGAAAACGGAAUUUUAUGGGUAA